Molecule: messenger RNA, 3258 nt
Organism: Sitophilus oryzae (rice weevil)
Lineage: Eukaryota; Metazoa; Arthropoda; Insecta; Coleoptera; Curculionidae
Product: putative leucine-rich repeat-containing protein DDB_G0290503
Exons: 17
Coding region: 131-3133 (1000 amino acids)
Source: RefSeq, a predicted model, not a curated record
CUUAGAUCAAAAUUUUAUUGACUAACUUCAGGGUAAUGUCAAUGUCAACUACAUCGGCCAAAUUUGAAAACAUUAAAAAAUUUGGAAAAAGUAUUUAUUUACAAAACAAUGAUUAGAUGAUAAAAGGCAAAUGGAUAAUCCAGGAAUAAGUUUAUUUCAAGGAGCAGACAUUAAUAUUAAUAACUCUCAAAACAAUGAAGAGGAGGAAGAUUUGGAAGAUCAAAUUCGACGAAAGGAAGAGUUGCAAAAUUUAAUACAAGCAAAUUUAGAUGAUUUUAAAUACGAUGACAGCACAAUAAAUUCUUCUGCCAACAUUUCACUAGCUUCUGUUGACAAUUUUGAACAGACCUAUAAAGAUGCAAUUACUCCAAAUGAACAGUUGCAAGUUUUAUAUCAAGUGAGGGUGAGGGAAAUUCAAAGUUUAAAGGAGGAAUUCAACAAACACAAAGAAAAAUCAAAAGAAGAAAUUGACUCCUUAAAGCAUAAAAACAUUUUAUUAGAAGCUGAAUUAAGACAAACAAAAGUUUCUUUAAGCAAUGCUGAAGUUUUACUGGUUGAGAAGACACAAACAAUUAAUAAUUUAACUAAUAAUUUAGCUGAAAGAGAUAAGAAAAUUGAACACUUAACCGCCAUUCUGAAGGAGAAUGAGACAGAAUUAGCCACUUAUAAAUCAGAAUUAACAGAGCUAGAGUUAAAACUAAGUUCCCAAAAAGGACCUUUUAAUUUAAAUGCUAAAUUUAUUUCUGAAGAAUAUCGAAAAUCUCUUCAGGAAAAAAUAAGCAAACUGGAAACAUGUUUGGAAAAAGAAAGACAGAAAUCUGAGCAAUGGAUUAAAGAGCGGGAAGUAUUACAAGAGGAACUUCAAAGACUGGUUGUGGAAAAACUGGAUUUAGAGAAAGAUAAUGGUGCCAUAUUAAUCAACUUUAAUAGCGCCCAGUCUCAGUGCAAGGAUUUGAUAAGUUUGAUUGAAUCACUUCAAAAGGAAAAUAAACAUUUCAAAGAAAGAAUAAGACAGCUAGGUGAAAAUGGAUCUCAGAAUUUUGAUUUUGAUGUUAGCUCAGGUCAUAAUACAACUCAUCAAGAGAAGCUAAAGAAAAUGUUAUUAGAUAAGUCAAUAGAACUAGAUACUUUGAAUACAAAAUUAAGAUGUUAUGAGCAAGAUGCUAAGGAAUUACUAGAAUAUAGACAACUAAAAGCUGACAUAUACAAUAAGGACUUCCAAAAAUGUGAUAAUUCAAGUCAUACAAAGGACUUGUUGAUAUUACAAAAUGAUCUCCAGAACUACAGGAGAAUAAUUGACGAUAAAGAUCAGCAAAUACUAACAUUAAAUUUGAAUAACACGGAUCUGAAAGAAAAAAUUGAAGAAAUGCUGUUACAGACACGAAAUGAGAUUCAAAAUAUCUCUUUCAAGUAUAAUGUACCGAAAUUGGAAGUAAUGAGUAAAGAAUUAGAAAAAGCAGAGGAUACUGUGAAAGAAUUAAGUGAAAAAUUAGAGGAAUCAGAGAUACAGAGGUUAAGUUUAUUAAAAAAACUCCAAAGUAAUACUGAAAAAAAUGAAACAGAGAUUAAAAAUGAAUUAGUAAUGUGUCAGGAUGAACUUAAAGAAACUCUCAAAUUGCUUGAAAUUGAAAAAAAUACAAAUAGAGAUAUUUUUAAAGAACUUGAAUGUACUAAAAAUGAAGUGAUGAAUCUAAAAACUAAAAUGGAAGAAUUAAAAAUAAAGAACCAAAAAUUAGAAGAAAAUAUAAAAAAUUCAAAUAAAAACGAGAAAAAACUUGAAGAUGAUAGUUUAAAAAAAGAGUAUGAGCAGUUAAAGGAUCAGCUGAAGCAAGUUAUGCAACAUUUGGAAAAAAGUAAUAUAAAAUCGAAUCAAAAAGAAUCUUCUAGUGUUGUGAAGGAAAUAAAACAUCAAAUGGAUCUGUUUUUAAUAAAUUUAGAGAAUGACAUUGUCGAGAAAGGUGUUUUAGAGGAGCAGAUUUGUUCUUGGAAGAAGUUGCUUGAUGAUAUUGUAGCAAAAGAACCUGACGAAGUAUUAAAAUCACACUACAAGGAGGCUCUAAUAAAUCUUCAUUCUUCUAAUAAGAAAUUAAAAGAAUUGGAAAAUGCAGUUUUGGAACUGAAGAGUACUGUAGCUGUGGUUGAAAAUGAAAAAUUAAGACUUAGUAGUGAACUAAAUGACAAUGUAAAAAGGCUGGAAAAUGCUGAAAGACUUUGUAAAAAAUUGGAGCUUGAAAUUGAUGAAUUGAAGAUGUUGAAAGUAGCAUAUGAUGAACAAUGUCAAAAUAUUGAUGAUUUGAAUCAUCAAUUGGGCGAAACAAUAUCAAACCUACAAUCUAAAGAGACAGAACUUAAAGCGAGAAAAGAUAAAAUGAUACAGAUAGAACAAGAAAAAAUGGAAAUGAAAAAAUGGUUUGACAAAUUGAAACCGGAAAUGGAUAAACUGAGAAACGAAAAUAUAAAAUUGCACAAUGAGCUGAAAAAGGAACAAAAUAAAGGUAAAAAGACGCUUAAAACGACGGGAACACAAGUGUCGUUAGAAAAUGGUCGACAUAGUUCAAAGAAUAAAGAAAACGAAUGUGAUAUAAAUAACAAACUAAUGAAUGCGGAAUUAAAACUAAGAGACGAAAUUCAAAUAGAGUACCAAAAACGCAUAAACGAAAUCGAAAAAAGAUAUAAAAAUAUGUGUAAAGACGUCAAAGAAGUGUCUAAACAAUAUGAAGACAAAUUAGAACAACAAGAAAAACAGUACAAAGAAUAUUUGAAAAUGAUUUUAAAAGAAUGCGAAAAAUGCACUAAAGAGACUGAAAGUGAAAAACUUGAUUUAACCACUCAACUAAAAUCGUUAAAAGAAGAAUUCGAUAAUUACAAGUCAAGUGUUUUGGGAAAUGAGGAGAAAUAUGUAAAACUGCUGAAACAGAUGGAGAAAGUCUCAGAGAAAAAAGUCGAAGCUUGGAGAAAGUGGUCCAAAAAAGUUGUAACCAGCUGUCUAGAUAUUGAGGCUACCAAUAAAAAAGUACGAGAUAAGGUUUUGACUAAUUUGAAGGCCUAUGAUCAGGAGAUCGCCGAAAUACAAAAAGCUUUUGACGCAAAAAUGGAAAAAAAGAAAUCGUCUAAAAAACGCAGCAUCGACUAACUUUAAUUUAUUUAUUAAAUUUGCUCAAUUAUUAAUUCACUAUAGUUAUCUAUACACGUUGUCUAUUUUUUUAUUGUAUCAAAGAGAAAAAAUAUUUUUAAAUAAAAUAGUUUUAAGUACUAAUA